Trichophyton verrucosum HKI 0517 is the source of this 1083-nucleotide messenger RNA. RefSeq lists its product as uncharacterized. Gene Ontology annotation, biological process: intracellular signal transduction. The transcript is spliced from 4 exons. NCBI's taxonomy places the organism in Eukaryota, Fungi, Ascomycota, Eurotiomycetes, Onygenales, Arthrodermataceae. Bases 1 to 1083 code for a protein of 360 amino acids. Gene Ontology annotation, molecular function: protein serine/threonine kinase activator activity. The record is from RefSeq and is a predicted model, not a curated record.
AUGGCAUUUCUAUUUAACAGGAGCAGACAGCGGCAGCCCGCAGAGGUUGCAAGGACAACCAAAGACCUGCUGGUCAAGCUGCGGGAUGUCCCAGGAGAUGCAAAGGUGAACCCCUCAAAGGUCGAUACAUUACCCGACCAGGUACAGCAACUUGUCCACGCAUCAUUACAGGAAGACCUUCUCUACGAACUUGCGCGAUCUAUCCCUAAUCUACCGUUUGAAGCUCGCAAGGACACCCAGACCAUAUUCUCGCAUAUCCUCCGUUUCAGACCUGACACAUCGGCCGCGUCUUCAACUAUACCUAAUUCCGCGGGCGGUGGAGGUGCUGCUUCUGUCUCGUCUACAUCUGGUGACCCGCCCGUCAUUUCGUACGUCGUCCACAAGCGGCCCGAGAUCCUGACACAGCUAUGUCGAGGGUAUGAAAACAACAAAAGCGCAAUGCCAUGUGGCUCCAUUCUACGAGAAGCGCUAAAGUACGAGGUGGUGGCCGGUAUUAUCUUGUACGAUGAGUCUGGAGAGGGCGAAAGAGCAAUACGACUUAACGAGAUACAGCCAGGAAAGAAGCAGAGCGGGGAGGGACUGUUCUGGAGUUUUCUGGGCUGGAUCAACCAGAGUAGUUUUGAAGAUAUCUUGACUCGUCAUAAGGCACUGGUGGCCGGCUACCUAAGUGCCAACUUCGACCUGUUUUUCAGCAGAUACAACAACAUUUUGGUGCUGUCUGACUCAUACGUAACCAAGAGACAGAGUAUUAAGCUUUUGGGCGAGCUGCUGCUUGAUCGGGCCAACUACAAUGUCAUGACAGCGUACGUGGACAGUGGUGAUCACCUCAAACUAUGCAUGAACCUGCUUCGAGACGACCGCAAAAUGGUGCAAUAUGAGGGUUUCCACAUCUUCAAAGUAUUUGUGGCCAAUCCAAACAAAAGCGUGGCAGUCCAGCGGAUUCUAAUCAACAACCGAGAGAGACUGCUGAAAUUCCUUCCCAAGUUUCUGGAAGACCGGACAGACGAUGACCAGUUCACGGACGAGAAGAGCUUCCUAGUACGGCAGAUAGAAAACCUUCCUAGCCAGGCGCAGGCACAGUGA